Molecule: messenger RNA, 10837 nt
Organism: Lymnaea stagnalis (great pond snail)
Lineage: Eukaryota; Metazoa; Mollusca; Gastropoda; Lymnaeidae
Source: the annotation of a GenBank genome assembly
ACUCCCAUGUUAAUCAGUUCUAACAAUUCGCAAAUCCCGACGCUAAACGACAUUUGUGUUAACAAUAUGUAUCAUAAGUAUAAAGUCAGAUACCCUUGAGGCCUUUUAAAAAUGAAACCUCAGUAAUCAAUGACAAAAACGUGUACCCCACCACUGUACGUCGUAUUUCUACAGUAGGGUGGCCGUGUGAACUACUCAGUCUUCUCUCUAACUUGACUCAAGUCGGCGUUUAGUUUAUUAUUAUAUAACUACAUCGACAUAACUUAAAAUUAAAACAAUUCGUGUAUUGGCUUAAACUUAGAUUCAUUGGUAAGUGUGGUAACCCAGUUGAUUUAAUAAUUAAUAGUAAUAAUUAGCGAAAAUAUAAAUAGGUCAAUGCAAAAACCUAAUACUAAUACCUAAUUUAAUUAAUAAUAACUAAAACCUAUAUUAAAGUUAAGAUUAAAAUUAAAGGACUGUACAGACUAUACUAUACUAUACUAUAGUCUAUUAGUACAGUAAUAGUUGAAAAUAUUAAGUUGCUAAGCCUAGGGCUGGGCUCACCACGCUGUACAUACAAUUUAGCAAACAUAAUCAAAAAUUAAAAAAAUUAAUUAACAUACAUUAAUUAAACAAAACAAAUGUAUAUUUAAAACUAUUUACAUGUCAAGCCAUGGACAACACCCAGCAGCAUCAUUUUUCGGUCAGAGGUGGGAAUCAGUCAGGAUGGUAAAGUUUAAAAAGAUGUGUUUUGAGUGCAGUUUUGGAGGCUGUGAUGGUCAGUACAUUGCGGAUGUGUAAUGGAAGAGAAUUCAAUUGUUUGACAGCACAGAAGGAGAACGAUCGUUCACUGUAUGUUUUUGUGAAGUCUUGGUGACAGAGCGAAGUUGUCGAAGGAUGAAUAGACAGAGAGAUGUUCGGUUAGAUAGGAAGGGGAGGAAUUCGAGAAAACGUUGUGGCAGAGAACAGAGAGUUUGUAGUCAAUCUGUGAUUGUACAGGGAGCCAAUGAAGUGAAUGACGUAGUGGUGUGACGUAAUCACAUUUUUUUGCCUUUAGAAUUAGUCUAGCAGCUAAGUUUUGAACAUUUUGUAAUUUUUCUAAGAAUUGUUUUGGUGAACUUGAUAGAAGAGAGUUGCAAUAGUCAAGACGAGAGAGAACUAGAGCACAGACUAGGGUUUUUGUUGCACUAACUGUGAGGUAUUGGCGGAUAGAGCUGAUCUGACAAUUAGGCUGGUACCACCAGUGGUAGCUGGACAUUGAUUUCUAACGAAUAUUAUUAUAUUUUUAAUUUGGGACCGCCAAUCUUAGGAGUGCCAUAAUCUUACCAUUUAUGUAGUGAAUAAUAGAUUAGAUCAUUAGGCCUAUCUUGAAAGAGUAUCUAUGACAAAAUCACUGAUUUUAAAAAACAAAAGGAUUAUGAUGGAGUGAGAAAUUUUUUACAAUUAUUUUAUUUGGUGGUUAUUAUUAGUAAGUUAUUACAGUUUAAAUCAUUACAGUUUCAACUUUCCUUCCAACACAAGAAGUAACAGUAGCCUUAAAUGAUAAUAUAAAUAAUAAAGGUCCAGCAUAGUAAAAUCACUUUGAUUUUCAUAAUCAUGAUGUUUAAACUAUAUAUAAUACUAGCUGAUAUACCCGGCAUUUGCUUGGAUAGCAUCCGGAGCAAAGGAACUUCUACAAACUUAUAAUUAACAUUAAAUUUAAGCACCAUGUAAAAAAAAACAACUACUCCUCUCUAGUAAAUAACAUUGUAAUAAAUCUGUCUCCUAUCUAAACACAUUAAUAAUUACUUAAGUAAACCUUUUGCUCCCCGAUAGGAUCCCAAUCCCGGAGGGGACCCGAACGGAUCCUGUUUCCUGAUAGAAUUCCAUUUUCCGAUGAAUCCCGGUAUCCGGAGGUAUCCUGACUCCGUUUGGAUCCUGAUCCCAUCAAUAUUUUGAUCUUAGUGCGUUCUCGAUCUUGUCACUAUCCCGAUGAGAUCUCAAUCCUGAUGGGAUCCUAAUCCUGGUUGGAUCAUAAUACCUCUGGAAUUCCAAUCCUUGCGGGCUCCCGAUUCUGCCGAGAUGCAUUUUCCCGGUGUGAUCCCGAACCCUGUUGGGUCAUAAUCCUGGUGUGAUCCCAUUCCCAGUAAGAUCCCGAUACCGGUUGGAUUCUGAUCUCAGUAGGUUCCCGUUUCCUGGUGGGGUCCUGAUCCCGGUGGGAUCCCAUUUUGUGGUGGGAUCCCGAUAGAAUACCGCUCUGUGGGAUCCCUUUUCCCGGCGAGAUCCUCUUUUGAUAGGAUGCCAUUUGCCCUAUUUGAUUCCAUUACUCGAUCGGAUCACAUUACCGGUUGGUUCCAGUUUACUCAUUCCCCUUUAAACUUCUGUCCCUCAUUGGGAUUUUGUUCCUGGUAGGAUUAUGAAGGGCAUGUUUAGACAAAAUGGCCAGGAAAGUCUAGAAAUGAAUGGAACCAAACGGACAUUUCAAUCAGCUUUUAGAUACCAUUACAUAUCCCCGUAAGACAAUAUAGAACUUUCUGGAAGAUUCUAGAUUAAAUUUAAUAUCCUCCUCGAGACAUGUAAAAAUGUCUUUAAAAACGUAAUUAUUUUUCAAUUAGGAAAAAUUAUACAAGUAAAUGUACUACUAAAACUAUUUUACAUUUAAGUUGAAAGAGGAGCCCCAGCAAGGGCCCAUAUCUUAAUUGUUCCAAAUUAGUUAUGCCUGAGAUAGGGGCCCUAUAAAAAUCAGUCAGUAAAUUAUGCAGUUAAAAUUUAACAUUUGUUCCCUUAAAAUCUAUUUAAUAAUGCCAUAGAUAGAGCUUUUUAAAUAAUCGAACUUUCUGGAAAAUUCUAGAUUGGAUAUUCUUAGUUUUAAAUCUAGCAAUAUUCCAAUACGGAUAAUGAAGUGUAUUGCUAUCAUGCUAGGCCUAUAUCCAUCAAUUCACAUAAACCUAUAGUGUUGUCUAAGCCUAUACUUAUAGACUAUAAGGAAAAAUGAAGUGAUAAAAACUUUUUCAAUCAAGACUUAAAAAAAUUGAUAUUGCAUAUUUGAGAAUAGUUCUGUCGAUUAAGAAAAGUUUCUCUACAAAUCAUACCAUUUGAAUUGAUGGAGCACCGUCUAUAACUGGCUUUAACCUUUCAUAGUUGUCAAAACAAGUGGAAAACAAAAUCAGUGUCAAAUGUUUUUAAUAUUCCUUUUGUCAUUUAUUGCCAAUAUCUUGUAGCUCAAAAUUUCAGUGCUCUUAAUUACUGCAGUGGGAUGCGCUCAAAAUGAUUGAAUAUUCCUGACUCCCUGCAUUGAAAGCAUUGCAUCAUAUAAUUUGCUGCUUUUCAUUGAUGUUUGUUGGAACAAAUCCCUCUCAUGGUGCUAACUCCAAAGACAUGCAAGACAUUGCGUCUCAUGGUGCUGACUCCAAAAACUUCAUACAUGACAUUGCUUCUUAUAAAUUUGCAUUUUCUAUGGAAUCAGACCAGUCUUAAAAUAAUCAAACGGUGUUCCUUACUUUGGAAUAAUAAGGCAUUAAAUAUUGUAAAUGUGAAAUAUCUAAAACUCUUGCUAAAUAAUUAUCCUAUAAAGGUUACUGCUUGAUUCAAUUAUUCAACUUAUAAAGAUUCUUUUGUUUUGAUGCAUUGUUCAAAUAUUUGUUAUAAUUUUACAUGUUAUUGUGUGUUAUCUUCCAUAGAGGUUGUGAAAAUAAUAUAAUCUUAAAAUGCUAAAAACUGAUUUCAAUGGUGGGGUAGUUUUUGGGCCCAAGGGGGCGCUGGCUGGAAAAAGAAAAACGGCUGUUCACCUACAUUCUUAGUUUUAUGCUUAUUUAUAAUUUCCAUAAAACUAUUAUGGAUGAGUUUCUUACUCUUGUCUUCCAGAUAUAUGAAAAUGAAUGACUCUUGUGCUGCAGCUAAAUCAAGAACAGUGGGGCUGAAUCAAGGAGCAAAAUCUCUCCUCCGUAAUGUCAUACGCCACACAGACACUCAUAAUAGAGUAAGUUUUGUGAAUUUAUCUUAGUAUUGGCUCUGGCAUUUCAAGUCAUGAUAGAUUUUAAAUUUGAGCUAUAAAAUAUAAUGAUACAACAUACAAAUGAAUGCCCAUAUUUUAUACUAUAUUACCAAAAAUAAACACAAAGACCUUUUCUUUAAACUUAUAUGACCAUUCAUGGUGUUAAAAUAUCUUUGAAGUUUUUUAGCAGUAAUAUUCUUCUUCUAUGUUUUGAGGGCCCAUGAUCAAUGUAUCGAUCAGUUUGGCUCCUAUAUUAAUCAGUGUUCCAGCUCCUGAUUAUGUUUCUAAUUUGUACACCAAGUCCCAGGGAUUAAAACAAAUCUUCACUGAAACAAUAUCCUUUAUUAUCUUGCAUUCCCUCAUGUUUAUAUCUUUCAAAGCUUUCCCCCCUUUCCCAACAUUAUCAUUUCAGCAUUUGCAUGAUCUUUAGUAAAUAGUUUUUGAUUCACAUUAUAAAAUCUAGGUUAAUUAAUGACAAUUUUUAAACCAGUAAUGAAUAUUUAUUGUUAUAAUUUUUCAUUAAAUGCAACAGGUCAGAUGUGACCCUUGAACUCUUGUCUUGGCAUAUCUUUCAACUUCCAUUUUAAAAUAAAGCAACCUCUUUUCAGCAUUUAGAGGAAUCAGAAAUGUGGCAGCUGCACCAGAAAUUGAAACAGGAAAAUUUCAUGGAUUAUGAGGACAGACGUAAACACACAACAGCUGAUAGGACAGAUCAGCACCAAAGGAAGUUGAGCAAUAAGGACGACAAGAGCAAGGACAUCAGAGAUCCUCAUAUACAGAACUCUUACUUAUAUGAUGACAGGUAUAAUGAGAGCUCUAAUAUUGUUACAUUUUUAAUGAUACUUGUUUCACAAAUAAAAGUUUUAGAUGAUACUUGUUGUUCCACACAUAAAAAUUUGAGAUAAUGAAUGCUUUAAUGUUAUUAAAAAUUAUAUUGUUUUUUCAAUUAUUUUAGAAUAAUUUCUUAAAAUAGGGCACCCAAGACUUGCCCAUGCAGUGAGCCUUGGAUAGGCACCCUUUGACAGCCCUACUAAUUGCACCCUUUGACAGCCCUACUUAUGGUACCAGUUGACAGUCCUACUUAUGGUACCCAUUGACAGUCCUACUUAUGGUCCCAUUGACAGUCCUACUUAUGGUACCAGUUGACAGUCCUACUUAUGGUACCCAUUGACAGCCCUACUUAUGGUCCCAUUGACAGCCCUACUUAUGGUACCAGUUGACAUCCCUACUAAUGUUAUCAGUUGACAGCCCUACUUAUGGUACCCAUUGACAGCCCUACUAAUGGCAAACAAGAUACUUUUGGCCUCAAAGUGUGUGUUUUUAACAGUAAUUUGUGAAGUAAAUAAUUACCGGUAUGUAUCUUGUUCAAACAGAGAGGACAUGGGAGGGAAGAGAAGAGGAAAGAAAAGGGCACACAUGGAUGAUGUUACUUUGGAAGAAGAAGAAGAUCAAGGGAAGAAUGGAGGACAGAGCACCUACUGGCUAAAACAGCUCCAUAACUUUGAAGAAGCUGACCCUGACAGGUAGUUCAUUCACUUGUCAGUUGAUGUCACUUGUCAGUUGAUGUCACUUGACAGUUAUUGUUUAACUUGUCAGUUGAUGUCACUUGACAGUUUAUGUGUAAUUUGUCAGUUGAUUUCACUUGACAGUUUAUGUGUAACUCGUCAGUUGAUGUCACUUGACAGUUUAUGUGUAACUUGUCAGUUGAUGUCACUUGACAGUUUAUGUGUAACUUGUCAGUUGAUGUCACUUGACAGUUUAUGUGUAACUUGUCAGUUGAUGUCACUUGACAGUUAUUGUUUAACUUGUCAGUUGAUGUCACUUGACAGUUUAUGUGUAAUUUGUCAGUUGAUUUCACUUGACAGUUUAUGUGUAACUCGUCAGUUGAUGUCACUUGACAGUUUAUGUGUAACUUGUCAGUUGAUGUCACUUGACAGUUUAUGUGUAACUUGUCAGUUGAUGUCACUUGACAGUUUAUGGGUUGUUGUUUUAUAGGUCACUUGUUAGUUGAUGGGUUGUCGGUUUAUAGGUCACUUGUUUAGUUUAUGGGUUGUCGGUUUAUAGGUCACUUGUUAGUUAAUGGGUUGUCAGUUGUUAGUUUAUGGGUUGUUGGUUUAUAGGUCACUUGUUAGUUUAUGGGUUGUUGGUUUAUAGGUCACUUGUUAGUUUAUGGUUUACUUUCCAGAAUAAACGUCAAACGCUUGCUUGAUCUAUCUUUAACAUGAUAUGAAACAGGAUACAUGAUAGUAAUGAUAGUGAGUCUCUUUGUCUGAGGCUCUAAUUAAGUAAUUAACUCUCUCGAGUACACUCACUGUACUUUGAUUUCACUGUACUUUGAUUCUACUUUUAGAGGUAGCAAUUGUCAUAUCUAUAAGCCGGGACACAGAGUUCCCUUAGAGCUUCAUACAGAUAUUUCCUAUCUACGCUUUCAUAAGUUGUUUUAUAGUUCAUAUAAAGUUGGUGUAUGAUGAUGUUUUAUUCAUAUCAUUUCUCCAGGAGCCAUCUUAUAGUAAAGUUAUGAUCUUGGUUGAUCUAUUCUGUCCACAUCCACAUUGAUAGUCCCCUAGGAUCUGUUCACUAUACCUUUCCUGUUUUCUUGCUGUUAGUUUAGUCAGGUUUUUGUAAGUUACAUUAAGUGAGGAAGUUCCUCAUUGGAGCAGUCCUUUUUUUCUGUUUUUGUGAAUUGGUAUUCUGAGCGGAGUGUCUCACUCUAUUGGCAUUUCUUCCUCCUGCCAGAUUCUUGAUAGGAGGUCGUGUCUUUGCCUAUGCAGUUUGUUUUUACCUAGUUUUAUCAGCCCUGCAAUGAUAAGGUCUAUUCAAUUCCUGGGGCUUUAUUUUUCAUGGUAAAAAUCACAUCUUUUGUUUCAUUCUGUGUUGGUUUACCAAUCGGUCCGGUCCGCCUUGUAGUAGGUGGUAAACCUCAUUUUCACUUUCCACUUUAAUACAUCAGACCACAGUCACUUAUUUCUGCUUACCUUGUUUUACUACUACAUGAAUCCAUGUGGUUUGUUAAAUGUGGCAUAAUCAACCCUUGAACUGUGGUCGGCCGAUAUUGUCGUUCUGUGCUGUGGCGGCCGAAGAAAUCGGCCCGGUCCGAUAGCAACUUCCAAUCCAAUAUUUAACAGAAAUUAUAGCCACUUCCUUUUAUUAAUAAUUAAAUCAUCUUCCGGGUUAAGCUGUUUAUUGAUAACUUAAAAAUAAGUACUUUUUAAUCGGAGUUUUGUAUCUCUGUUUUUUUUAAAGCUAACAUGGUUGAAGCUAUGGCCGGGCCUUCAGUGCAAGAACUAAUAGAAAUAUUUUUAAAAGCUUUUAGGAGAGGAAUUAAGUGAUACUGACGAUGAUUUGAACAUUCCCCAUGACGAUAUUAGUUGAGAUUCUUCUUCUCGUAAAUCUUAUACUAGUUUUAGUCUUAGUGAUACUGAAGUAGGUCUACUGUUAAGACUUCGAGCCAGGCCCCAGAGGUUGGGCAAGGACUGACUGAAUUUUAGUCACAAAAGCUACAGAUUAUAGUUUAGAACUAAUAAAUUUUAUAGUUAAACAACCCAAAUCAGUUCCACAGUUCCUUUUUAAAUGUUUACUAGUCAAUAACAACUAUUUUGCCUGAGAUUUUGUAUUUUGUACUUGCUUUUAGCUGUGGUCCCAGUUUAUUAUAUAAAUGACCUAAAAUUACUAAAAUUGCUUUCAGAGGUUUAAUUGUAAUCAAAACCUGAGCAAACUAUACAUUUUCUGAAAGAUAAAUGAAUUGGCUACAACAUUUAGAUUUGUGUUUCAAGUGUAUCUAUAAAAAUUAAUGAUGUUAUAAGAAAUUUGGUCCAUUUUUUUUCCUUUGAGAACUCCAAGGUCAAGGACACUAAGCAAAAUUUUUUAUGGGGUGGGCAAUAUAAGCCAACUUUAUCCCCAUCCAUUUACCUUUUAAAAAAUAUAUACUUAUAGGGGUCUUGUAUCAAUAUUUCUAUGUCAUUUAAUGCAAUUUCAAAAGUCUUUCAAAAGGCUCUGAAAAACUCCCCCACUACAGAAUGAUGCGUGCCACAGUUCAACGGUUAACAUCAGACCACAGUCACUUAUUUCUGCUUGCCUUGUUUAACUACUACAUGAAUCCACGUAGUUUGUUAAAUGUGGCAUUAUUAACCAUCACCUAUGUAUAAAUAUAUUCAUAUAUAUAUAAAACAUUUCCACAUUUAUAUCUAUUGAAAUAAAGAAAUGAUUAGCACAUAAUAUUUAAAAUGAUGUAUGAUUUAAGGUAAAGAAUUUUACAGUUGCUUUUAAAUACAUAAUACCUGGUCACUAUUAAAUCCAAUCACAUAGAGGGAUAAAAAGAUGCAUUCUAGUUGGUUUUAUUCCUUUUACAAGUCAGUUCAUUAUUAACAUUUAGUACUACAUCUUAGGUCAUUAUUAACAUUUAGUAAUACAUCUUAGGUCAAUAUUAACAUUUAGUACUAAUUCUUUAUUUUCAUAUAGAAAUCAUGUAUUCGUAACAAGUUUUUUAAAAUGAUUUUAAAAACUAUUUUGACGCUAAGGUGGGGCCACAGUGGCUUUAAAGAGCUUUAUCCUGAAGUCUAUGACAGUGACAAGAGCAGUGAAGACAAGUCAACAAAAAGGAAAUCCAAGGAUAAAUCCAGUAAGAAGAAGCACAAGAAAAAAAAGAAAAAGAGAGAACGUGACAAGAGUGAAAAAAACAUAAAAAGGGAAAAACAUAAGAAAAAAAGUAAAGAUAAAAAGCACACAUUGAAUUCUGGCAAAAAUUCUGAUUCCAAAAGUACCCAUGGCAAACACAGAGAUGGAAAUUCUUCAGAUGACGUGAGUGAAGAUAACUCUUUUGAAAUGGAGAGAAAAAAGAAGAAACGACGGUACAACAGGGUGGAAAAUGAAAAACAGGUUAUCAAAGGAGAGAAUCAAUGUGAAUCUCCACACAGGAAAAUGGCAAGGAGAAAAUAAUUGCCUUUAACCAUUAUUAAAUAAAUAAUUGUAGCAAUUCAAUGAUGUACAGCAUGUAUGUCUUUCUUUAACUUUAGUUUAUUUUUGUUAACAACCCAUGUCUCCUUGGGUGGUGUCUGUUAGGGUUUAACUCUCAGGCUUUCAACCUGGAUGUUUACCCUUAGUUCCAAACUGCCAUCUCUUGGAUGUUUACCCUUAGUUCCAAACUGCCAUCUCUUGGAUGUUUACCCUUAGUUCCAAACUGCCAUCUCUUGGAUGUUUACCCUUAGUUUCAAACUGCCAUCUCUUGGAUGUUUACCCUUAGUUCAAACUGGCAUCUCUUGGAUGUUUAUCCUUAGUUCCAAACUGCCAUCUCUUGGAUGUUUACCCUUAGUUCAAACUGCCAUCUCUUGGAUGUUUACCCUUAGUUCCAAACUGCCAUCUCUUGGAUGUUUACCCUUAGUUCCAAACUGCCAUAUUUUGGAUGUUUACCCUUAGUUCCAAACUGCUAUCUCGUGGAUGUUUACCCUUAGACUCAGUUCCAAACUACCAUCUUUUGGUUGUGAGGUGCUACCAUUGCACCAAGGGCCCCAGAAAAACUUAUUUUAAGAUAAAGAGUCUCUACCUCUCAUGUUUGUAAAAUAAACCAAUGCUCCUCCAACUGCCCUCUCAUGUUUGUAAAAUAAACCAAUGCUCCUCCAACUGCCCUCUCAUGUUUGUAAAAUAAACCAAUGCUCCUCCAACUGCCCUCUCAUGUUUGUAAAAUAAACCAAUGCUCCUCCAACUGCCCUCUCAUGUUUGUAAACUAAACCAAUGCUCCUCAAACUGUCUGUUGUAAUAAUCUCGGAACAUGAACCAAAAUUUUAUAAAAUUCUAGAAGUCUUCUGAAGCUGGAAUCCAAACAUUGAAUUUUGUAAACACUUUUUAACACCUUUAGUAUAAAAGUAAUAGAAACUUUAUAUCCACGUGCUGCUUUAUCCAAGCACAUCAAAUGAAUAACCUGAUAAUAGGAGAGUUUAUAGCGUUAUAGUUUCAAAAAAAUGGCUCCUAGACUAACUUUGACCAGGGCAUACAUGGGACUUGUUUAUGAUGGAUUGUUGAAAUAGGCUAAAGUUGUCUUGAUCUGCUUACAGUGCUAACCUGGAAGAAAUGUUCAUGUUCAGUGUCAAAAUUACAAAUAUGUAAAAAAAAAAAAAAUCAGAUGACACCAUCAUUUGCUUAGUAGCUUGUGGAAAUACUAGCAGGAAGAACAUCAAAUUGUUAGAUAAGCAUGUGCAGCCAAGAAAUAAAGAGGCAGUGUAAUUCAUAUAUUUUCUUUGUUAUGUUGUGAGGGAGUCUCAUUCAUAUAUGUUCUUUGUUAUGUUGUGAGGAAGUGUGAUUCAUAUAUGUUCUUUGUUAUGUUAUGAGAGUGAGGGAGUCUAAUUCACAUAUGGUCUUUGUAAUGUUGUGAGGGCAACAACUUGGAUAAAAAAUGUUCAAGACAAUUGUAUCACAUUGUGUUUGUUGGAUUCUCCCAUAAAAGUUGUCCCACUUAAAAACUAGCCCUAAACAAGCACUGGGUGUCAGUUUGUUGGAUUCUCACAUAAAAGUUGUCCCACUUAAAAACUAGCCUAAACAAGCACUGGGUGUCAGUUUGUUGGAUUGUGUCUCCAUUCAUUCCUAUGAAAUUUUCUUCCUAUUUAAAUCAUCUCAAACUAAACCCAAGCAUCAACUAUUGGUAUGAGUAAAAAUUGUCAAUUUAAAAUGCCAUUUUGCUCCACUGCUUUGUUUGUUUGUUAAUGUUUGUUUGUUUUGUUUGAAAGGCCCUGCACUUGUGCCUUUAUUUUGUGCUAACUUGAUGUGAAAAAUACAAGACUCUUACAUAUGAUUAUUUAGCUGAAAAUCAAUUCUUGUAAUGUUGACAUACUUUUGAAGUACUGCUCAAGAAAAUCUACCCCAUCUCCCAGUGCUAACUGAUAACUUAAUGCAACC